Vombatus ursinus (common wombat) is the source of this 2589-nucleotide messenger RNA. It is a transcript of the gene XRCC4, whose product is annotated as X-ray repair cross complementing 4. Lineage: Eukaryota; Metazoa; Chordata; Mammalia; Diprotodontia; Vombatidae. Gene Ontology annotation, molecular function: DNA binding. The coding region runs from base 120 to 1121 and encodes 333 amino acids. Gene Ontology annotation, cellular component: nucleus; DNA ligase IV complex; DNA-dependent protein kinase-DNA ligase 4 complex. The record is from RefSeq and is a predicted model, not a curated record. The transcript has 8 exons. Gene Ontology annotation, biological process: response to X-ray; immunoglobulin V(D)J recombination; double-strand break repair via nonhomologous end joining.
CCCUGGGUAGUGACGCAAUGGGAAGAAGGUCCUUCUGAUUGGCCGCGGCUCUUUGUGCCUUGGGAGCGGGCCUUUUGGAGGAAGCCGGAAGUGGAGACUCUGAACGAGGUAAAUAAAGAAUGGAGCGGAAUGUGAGCAGAAUUCAUAUGGUUUCUGAACCCAGCAUAAUUUAUUUUCUGCAAGUAUCUUGGGAAAAAGAUCUAGGUUCUGGUUUUGACAUAACUCUUACAGAUGGCCAGUCAGCAUGGAGUGGAGCAGUGACUGCAUCUGAGAUUUCCAGGGAAGCUGAUGACAUGGCAAUGGAAAGAGACAAGUAUGUUGAUGAACUCAGAAAAGCAUUGGUGCUGGGAACAGAUCCAGCGAAUGUGUACAAGUUUGAUUUUUCUGAAGAGAAUUGCCAUUUCUCCUAUGAAAAAAGCCUGAAAGAUGUUUCUUUCAUACUUGGAUCACUAAACCUGCAGAAAGUCUCAAGCCCAGCUGAAGUCAUCCGAGAACUGAUGAGCUAUUGCCUAAACUGUGUGACUGACCAGCUCGCCAAGAACAGACACCUGCAGAGAGAGAAUGAGAUGCUUCAGAGGGACUGGAGUGAUGUCCAAAAGCGUCUUGAAAAGUGUGUGACUGCUAAAGAAAAUCUGGAGGCAGACCUUUAUAAGCGUUUUGUUCUGGUGCUGAAUGAGAAGAAAGCAAAGAUUAGAAGCUUGCAUAAAUUGUUAAAACAAGCCCAAGAACCAGAAGAGGACACACAAGAUGAAAGGGAAUCUGUAGACAAUACCCAAAGCCAUAAGAAAAGAGAGGCAGCCUAUGAUGAAAGUACUGAUGAGGAAAGUGAAAAUUUACCUGUUUCUUCUGAAGUAGUUCCAGCCAAUUUUAGCCAAAACAAUUCCAUUAUUUCAAGUCCAGAUGUCACAGAUAUUGCACCAAGUAGAAAGAAGAGGCAACGGUUGCAGAAAAAAGUUGAUACAGAACCUCAACUGGUUGAUCAGAAACCACCUCUUCAAGAAAAGGAAAAACCUGAGCCUUCACAACUUCAGUCAUCAAGCAAGGAACCGUUCUCAUCUGAAAAUAUGUCCUUAGAAACCUUAAAAAACAGUAGUCCAGAAGACCUUUUUGAAGAUAUGUGACUGUCUCCAAGAAACACUUUAAUGAUAUUUGAUUAUAAUCCUUUUUUUUCUUUUUUCUUUUCUGUCUUAAACUUAAGGAGCACAACUUGACAGUGGCUAUUACACCUUAUAAUGUAAUUAUAUACACAGCAUUGAAACAAUUGUACAGAAUGGAUUACACAUGUAUCGGAUAUGAUUUCCUGACAGUAGCUCAUUAUUCAAAGCUGUUCCCGACCACACUCCUCUAAUUACAUCAAAUCUCAAAGUCUCUCCAAAGCCUGCAUCUGUUUUAUCCAGCACACAUAUGCUCUCUAUGCAGUCUGUCUAGCACACUAUGUAAGAUGAUUUUAGAAUAGGAUCAAGAAACUAGCCUUAGCAAUUUAAUUUCUGAAUUUUCCUCUAAGCAUUCCCAAAGAUAAAUAUAGAUAUUUGUGGUUGUUUUUUUUUUAAUUGAAGAAUAAAAUAUGACACAUAUCUAUUUUUAGUAUGCGGUUACAUAUCCAAAGCACCCAAUAAUAAAAUUUCUGAUACCUUAAAGAAUCAGUGUCCUUUAAAGAAUACAUUAUUUAAAGUAUUUCAUUCCUUUCCUAUAGAGGCAAGCUUAGAAAAAAGCACCUAAGGAAGGGAAGGUGAUACUUUUAUAUUGCUUAAGUGGAAAGAGGCAAGUCCAUUGGGAUUAGGUGAUAAAGGUCCCAGAUACCCUUCUGGAAUUCCCAAGGCCAAAAUAAUCCUUUAUUUACAAGUGAAAUGAGCUAAGCUGUUAAAGCCCAUUUCCUCAAAGAGGCUUGUUGAAAGAGUGAGAGUUCACCAAAGGAAGUAUGUAUUUGAUGCAAAGAAAUAAGUACUUCAGAAAGCUCAAGUUAUCUGUUUUGCUCUGCUCAAUUAUAUAUACAGUAAAAACUCACCAUAGCAUUGAGGUCAAGAAACAGAAAUGACAUCCAAGUGAUUGGCUUUGGGGGUGAGAAUGAGAAAGGAACUCUAUUCAUCAUUCUGUACCCUAGGGAUGAGAGCUACCCAAGCUGAUGAGAGAGCAAAGCAUUUUUAAACAGAAUUUUACUGGGUUUUUUGUUGUUGUUGUUUUUUGCUUGGGGAGCUUACCUUGGGAGAAGAGGAGAAAUAACACAUAAAGUCAUACUCUGCUUAACUACAUAGGAGCCUUGCUCUUAAUGUGACCUGCUAAUAAGAGUGUGAAACUCUCAGUAAUUCAGAUUUGUCACCAAUCCUGUUACUGAAAGGACCAAAAAGACCUAAUUAGAGCAAGGUCUCAUCUAUAACAAAGCCCUACAAUAUGAAUUUAAUUCAAUACUUGCAUUCCUGCUUUAAGCAUAAGAAUACAGGAUGUUAUAUAGAACCUGAGUUUCAACUCACUUAUGUUAUUAUUAACAGUUCACAUGUAUUUAGAGCUUUAAGGUUUUCAGAGUACUUUACUGGAAUUAUCUCAUUUGCUGUACAGUAAUUAGACAAAAUUAGUAUAAGUCUUGGAGUUAGG